Molecule: messenger RNA, 4641 nt
Organism: Sceloporus undulatus (fence lizard)
Lineage: Eukaryota; Metazoa; Chordata; Lepidosauria; Squamata; Phrynosomatidae
Product: E3 ubiquitin-protein ligase RNF186-like
Exons: 1
Coding region: 3137-3907 (256 amino acids)
Biological process (GO): protein ubiquitination
Molecular function (GO): ubiquitin protein ligase activity
Source: RefSeq, a predicted model, not a curated record
CCAUCCCCUAAUACAGCUCAUCCCAAAAAUUUGGAGGGGAAAACAUUUUCCCCAAACUUCAGAACUUAGUACCUUGUUAUUUUAAAGUGGGUACUGCUCAAAUUAAUCUGAGAUAACAGACUAAUAGGAUUAGUUAACGGCUCUGGGCUUCAUUAGAGCUGAAUCCAAACAACAGCAGGAGUCUGGUUACAAACAUCAAAUCAGUUAAGUGAUGGGAGACAGUUUGGCCGGGGAUUUAUUACGAAAAGGAUGUUGGAAGUCAUGAUUUGGAAAAUAGUCAUCACAGAUCAAAUUGAGCAUCAGAGAUGAAGGGACAAAUAUGAAGGACCCGAGGCAUCAGAAGUGCCAGAAACAGGCCCCUAAUGCCCUGAAAUGUGUCAUGGGAUUCCAGUGUGUUGUGGCCGGGUGCUCCCAGGUCGCUUAUGCUCAUCUCGACUUACGAAUUAAAUUGCUCCGCUGCCAGCUUUAGAGGCAGCUUUUCUCUAUCCAGGUGUCCCUUACCAUUAAGCCAGGAGAUGCCCUUAAUUCUCAGCAAACCAAGCUCUCUUGCGGAAACUGCCUCCCAUUGACGCAGAUGGGAAGGUGCUCCAAAUCUCUUCGUUUUCAUGUGGUUGGUUCUAUGUAAUGGUGUUGUCAGCCUAUUUGAAUCCAGAGGAACAGGGAAGAACAGGUUUGGGAUCUAGGGAACGCUGAUUUAAAAUGUCCCGGCUUUCAAUAUCACACUGAAUUGAAAAGUGUUGUGGUAUUCCUCUGGUGUUUAUCACUUGCAAAGCUGCUCUGUUCCUCUUUCCAAAAUCCCAUUGAACUGUGUCUGUGAAGAAAUGGAACAUGACUCAACAUUCCCAAGUUGGGCCACACAUGGCCAAUGAUGCCAUUUUCGGCUGUAACCGUAUCCCUUUAGUCAGCAAUGGCUGGAAGCAUUUCCAAGACACGAUGUUGACAACCUGGCGCAAUGCCCAAAGAGAGUGACGAGGACGUCUCAGAUGCCCAGAUUGCACAAGUUAUGCUCAGGCUGCAUCAGGCUGGGCAGAAGGGGGAUCUGGAUCUCCGAUAGAUUGCCAGGCGAUCAGUGUGGCUUUCUGGCUCUUGGAAGUCUAACAAUAGUAACAAGUAAAGAGCUUUCCCCUGGAAUUAGGUUACUGGAGAACCUACUUGAGCAUCUCUUAAGGAGGCUGGGAGCAAAACCCAGGAAUACAGGUUGCGCAGAAAGACUUGUGAACUCAGGUUCUUGUACUGCUCACAGCAACCUUGAUUUGAGCAUGGGCUCUGAGGCAACACAUUUCUUAAAUCUUAGUGCUGUGCUGGUUUCUGACCUUUAAAGCCCUACAUGGCUUGGGUCCGGACUGUCUGAAAGACCAUACUUCCCUCUCUGAGCCCACUCUGUUUUUAAUAUCUUUGCAGGAAGACUUUCUUUCUGUCCUGCCAUCAUGCAUGUCUAGAAAUGCCAGAGUACAACAGGACCACCUGAUGUGCAACAGGGGUGUGCAAUGCACAUCCUUGCUUGUGCCCAGAUGCAUACCUUCACAAUUCACUGUCAGGGUUUUGCCAUGUUUCUUCACUGUAGCUACAGAUUCAAAACGUAAACGGUGAUGUAGGAUUUCAGACUGUGUCUUGAGCCUCCUUGGAGGCUGUCUCCUUUUUCUUCACGGUUCACAUCAUGGUAUCCCAGAAAUAUAAAUCAAAAUGUGCCAGCCGCAUAAAUUCCAAAUAUAGACAUCGUCAGCAUAUGACUUUAAUAAAUGACAAGGUAGUAAGCAGUCUAUAAUAAAAGGCCAUGGGAGGAUUUGGCAGGGACAGUCCCAAUUAAUCCUCUGUCGUCCCACUUUUUCAGCUGCUUUUAAAAUGUCCCGGUUUCUCGUCCUCCCCUUUCUUUGUCCUUAGCUUGCUUCCGCUGCUGCAAAUUAAGUUAAAACUGCAAAACUACUUUGCACUCAGUUAAUUCUGUAGGAGGAAAAAAGAUAGGAAGGGAUCUCCGAAAUGUUGGAGGGAAUCCUCUGGCCCCAUUUCCUGGAAGGAAGGGUGGAGAGACAAAACGGUUGACAUUUCAAAAGGUCCUUGUUGUUUCAGUCACUGUCAUGUAAUCCUGACAGAGACCUCUAAGUGGCAAGACGGAUCUUAAGAAUCCGACUGAGGAGGUCAUGCAGCAAAUCGGUCUUCCUUCCAUUAACAGAAGUCUUUGUGCUGAGAAACACUUCCUUUGUAUAGCAGUUAGAAGCCUCCUUUUUUCAUCUUGGAAGUGAAGAUUUCAUGCUGGAUUUGUCAGGCCCGAGUUUCUAGAAAGUGUGAAAAUUUCCUUUCACACUAUACAACUGUAGCACUUUGGUUCCACUUCAGAUGUCAUGGCUAUAUCCUAUAGGACCCUGGGAUUUGCAGUUUAGGGAGGCACUAGAACUCCCUGGCUGGGAAUUCUAAACAGAAUAAAUGUACCCAUUAGCUACAACUCUUCCUUCCUUCCUUCCUUCCUUCCUUCCUUCUCUCUGUGGACUGGCAGCCAGCAGGUUAUGGACUGGUCCCAGUUCAAGGAGCUGAGCAGCACAGAUCUAAAGACCCUAAGAAAGUUACUGGCCAGGCUCAUUGGGGGAUGCUGGGAGUUUCAGUCCCAGAGAAUAACUUUUUACUGUGAUAGUACGGACUUUGUGUGUCUCAGCAGCUGGUCUCUCCCCACGUUUGUGGAGCAAUGAGUCCAUUCCAGAUGUACAUACCACUUUAAUGAAAGGAAUGGCAAGCUGUACUAGCUAUCUGGAACCUAUCUGGAGAAUUCCUUUAAAAUAUAGAGUAGUGGUCGAUCUGUUUCCCCUCCGAUGUGGAAAACCCCCUUAACAAAAGCGCCGUUGAUGGCUGGCAGGCCUCUGGCACAGUUGGAUCAGUGGGCAAAGUCAAGUUCAGAGUUCCUGGAGAGAAGUCGAGACCCACGUGGCUCCAGAGUUACUCAUUAACGUCCUCCUUGCGGCUGUUUUCUUGAGGCUGAAGUGGCUCAAAGUCAACCCAGUGAUAAUCACAAACGACCCUGAUAAGGUCUCUGCUGCUGCUACUGUGGAUCUAGAUAUAGUGAUUGUGACCGGGUCUCCUUCUUCUUCUCCUUUGCAAGCUUUCUGGAAAGGGAAGGCGCUUCUGGAAAUCACCAAGAAAGAAGGAAAUGGAUGCGUGUGAGCUUGUGAAAGAGACAAUGGAAAAGGCCCCAAAAGAGCAAAUGGAAAAUACAGCGGAUGAGGUAGGGAGAUUUUGGUGUGCCACAUGUAUGGAAUGUCAGGGCUCAGAUCUCCCAUCUCUCUCAGCGAUUGAAUCUCCCACCUUCUCCACGCCAACAUUUUCGGUUUCCCUCAAAAACUCAGAUGCUUCUGCCGAGAAAGAGGGCGUCCAGUGUUUGGCCGCGGACACAGAUUGUCCCAUCUGCUUUGACCAGUACGGUUUUUGCCGGCCGCCCAAAGUCCUGGCUUGCCAGCAUGUCUUCUGUGCUGUCUGCCUGAAGCUCCUCCUGCAGAACCGAGAGGACGCUUGGGAGAUCAUUUGCCCCGUCUGCCGGAAAGCCACCACCGUCUUCGGAGGCCUGAUCUGCAGCCUGAGCACCAAGGAGAUGCUUUGUCAGGGAACCUCAGCCAACCUGAACCCAAGGGGAGAGGGACCCCGCUUUCCAGACUCUCGACGCCGGCCAGAAUCCAUCGACCAAGAAGAGGACGCUGGCAACAGAGAGGCCGCCAAGAGGCUCCUUUUCCUUCUCCUCCUCUUAGUGCUUCUCGUGGUCCUCGCUCUUCCCUUUGUGUAUGCAGGGCUGCUGAAGUGGGCCCUCAGCAUCGCGGUCAUUUGGGGCCUGGCCAUGGCUGGGGUGCUCUGCUGGAACCCAAAGUGGCAAUGCCGCCGCUUGGACCUUUCCAGAAAGACAGAAAGCCACGCCAGACCCGUGGCCUAAAACUCGUGAGGAUCCAGGAGGGCAGAGAUGGUCAAUACCUUGACCACUGCUGUUGUGGAGGGUCAUUUCAGUGGUCUGACCGUCUAAGACCGUGGGAGUCCAGGGUUGGAUCCAGAUUUCCCCAUGCCUUGAUUUGUCCCAUCUGGAUUGCUGUAACAUACUCCGUGAACCAACGUAGUGCUUUGACACUACAACAACUGCGAUGACGACUUUGGAAGCCAGGGUUUGAAUCCCCGCUUGGCCAUGGAAACCCAUUGGGUGACUUUGGGAAAGCCACACUCUCUCAGCCUCAGAAGAUGGUAGUCCCAGCUCCGAAGAAAUUUGCCUUGGAAGAAGGCAAAAGCAAAUGGGAACUGACCUGGCCAAGAAAGCCCAGCCAUAGGGUUGCCAUAAGCCUCAGCAACUUUUAUCUGAUCAUGAUGAAGAUGAGGAAGGACAAGAAAGGGGCUUGUAUUGUUUUUAAUCUUGGCUUUAAAAUAAAAUUUUAAACAGGCUGAUUCCUUUUGCUUAAUGCCAUUUUGAAUCUUAAUUUUGCAUGCUUUUAACAACGGUAAUUUUCUGCCUGGAGUCUUAGUCUGAGAGAGCUGGGUUAUAAAUGGAAGGAUGGGUGGAUAUCCUGUCCUAGGAGUUUUAACCAUGGAUGCUUUGGGCCUUUGCAAAACGUCACUGGCAGACGAGACUUCAGUGCAAAAUGCCAUGGAUCCCAUGUUGGCAGAAAAAGGCAGUAGAUAAUA